Molecule: messenger RNA, 554 nt
Organism: Lecanosticta acicola
Lineage: Eukaryota; Fungi; Ascomycota; Dothideomycetes; Mycosphaerellales; Mycosphaerellaceae
Source: the annotation of a GenBank genome assembly
AUGCUCGCCUACAUCCUCCUCGCCCUUCUGGCUCUCUUCGACCGCACUCUCGCCGGCCCAACCACGUUCCGCAAAUACAAAGCCGGCUGCACGGCUCUCAUCGAGGAGCAGCCCUGGCACAUCACCAACCUCAUCACCUUCCAGACCCACGCCGGCGUCCGGAACCGCUCGUCGUACAUCUCCUUUGACUUCAAGGACGUCAACAAGGGACUCGAAUUGACCACUUCAUGCAACCGGACGCUCCCCGUCGGCUCCAAUGCGACUCUCUCGGACGCGCGGUACCAUCACUGCGUCAACCAGUCCGUCAAUUUCGUCUUCGAGAACGGCGUUGUGUCGCUCGAGCGGUACUUUGAAGACCCGUGGUGAGUGCUUUUUUCGUUUCAGUCCGGAGAUCUUGAGCGUGCACUUACUUUGUCACUAGCAUUGGCGACUAUCCUUACAAUAGUGCUAUUGCAUAUGGCCAUGCCACUCCGCUCUUCAACUCGACCAAGGUGUCUGCAGGCGUCUUUUCUACUCAGAUCGAGAUGGAGGUGCCUGUCUCUUCCAUGUCCUAG